Messenger RNA from Papaver somniferum (opium poppy), 4099 nucleotides. RefSeq lists its product as uncharacterized. Lineage: Eukaryota; Viridiplantae; Streptophyta; Magnoliopsida; Ranunculales; Papaveraceae. The coding region runs from base 629 to 2074 and encodes 481 amino acids. The record is from RefSeq and is a predicted model, not a curated record. The transcript is spliced from 2 exons.
UGUUCUUCUUAGGUGUGUUCUUUAAACUCAGAGUCUUGAUUCUCACGAAUCAAGAGAGGUUUAUCCUCAAUUUAUCACCCAACCUUGUCAUUGUACAUCAGGGACAUGACAAUUGGUAUCUAGAGCCGUUUCGAUCCGUGAGGGAUUAGAUGGCAAAGUUUAGUGAAGCUACACAACUUCAAGAGAUCUCUGAAAGUGCAAAUCAACACGAGUUGAAGCUUGUAGAAAUGAACAAGAAACUUGAUAAUAUUUUGACAAAGGAGUAUUUCCAGGAGCGGAUGGAAUUUUUUUUCAGGAGCAGACGGAAAAAAUUCUUCAAAUUUUUUGUACUAACCUUGAGAAAAUUGGUGGCGGCUCGUCAUCAGAAGCAAAAUCAAUUCCUACUUCUGUUCAUUUAGGUUUUUCUUCUACAGUUCUCAAUAGUGACGAAUCUUCAGAAUUAUAGCUGAUUCUUUCUUAUUUCUUUGAAGAAGACGAUGAUUCUUUCGAAUUCGAGUUAAUUCCUGAAUUUUUCUUUGCUGACGUAGAAGAUCAUGAUUCUCUCAAAUUCGAAUUGCUCAUUCCUUCGUUUUUCUUCGAUGAAGAGGCAGAUUUCCCUGAUGAGGUGAAUUUUCAACCUAAAGACGUUAUGAGUAAUGGGGGUGAUUGUGCUUUUCUCUUUGAUGAUUCUCAUAGCACAUUUGAUCGUGGUAAGUAUUUUGGAAACUUGAUUCUUAGCUCUGGGUUUAAAUCAUAUUAUGGGUUUCUAGAUUCGACCAUUAAUGUAUUUGCUAAUGAUACUGAAAUUCGAAAUGAUAGUAAAAUGUUUGUUAAAAUGCCCAAAAGAGAAUCUAGGAGUUUGAGCAGUGACAAAGAUGAUAUUCUCUUACAACUUAAACAUGGUAAGAUGAUUGUUAAAAUACUUUCAAUGGAUAAUGUAUAUUUUGAGCUCAAAUUUUUUUUCAACCUCAGACUGCCUACUGAAAUAUCUUCUCACGGUUGUUUCAAGUUUGUUAAUAAAGUAAUUGAUCGUGGAAAAAUAUUUCAACUUGUUGAGGAGUUAUCUUAUUUUUUUGACGAUUCUGAGGGAUAUCUCGAUAAAAAUACAUUUUGUGUGAUUGUUUUUCGUGGGUCAGUCUUACUGGAAGGGUCCAAUGGGUUUAUAUUUAGUAAAUUUCCUAAGAACGCAGCUUGGAAUUUCUGGAAUGUUGGAGUUGAUCAUCUGUUGCAGAUCAAAAUGGGAAAGGUAGGUUACAACUUCAUUGUGGAUGUAUAUAACUCUGUUCUUCUCGAUUCUGUCCGCAGUCUGUUUGAUCGUGGUAAAGAGACCAGCCUUCUUCUAGAGGUUUCUUAUUUGGCUGCUCUUGAUUCUAAGUUUGGGCAUCUAAUGAAGAUGAAAAUUGGUGGGAUUCAGAAUGCUUAUCAAAGAUUAUGUGGUUAUGAAUGCAUGCAACUCAGACUGUCUGAUCAAGGCCCUGGGAAGUGGGGAGAAGCAUUUUCUCUUAUGGAAAUGAAGUGUGGGUUGCUUGUGGGGAUUGCAGUUCAUUACUGUGCAUUAUUAUAUGUUCUUACACCUUGUUUAGCGAUUUUAAUAUGUGUGCCCUUCGAUACUUUCUUUAUAUUUUGUCAGGGGUUAGUCGAACUGCAAGUGGGAGCUCUAGUUCUUCCUGUAUGUGAGCAGUUAAAGGGGAUUUUGGCAUAUCAAGCGAAAGCAUAUUAUUGUUGGGCCAAAUUUUUUACAAGGAUCAUGAUAACUCAGGUCCUGUUCAUGGUGUUUCAUUUUCGAUAUUUGUGGAUGCUAAUGUGUGAGUUUAAGAAUGUUAAUGAGUUAUUUCAUCCAAUGCUUGAGAUGCGGGAAGAGGAAAAAAAAAAUUUCCAGCUGAAGUACGUGUUGCCUAAGGCGCUUUUGGUUUGUCAGUUUGAGUCUUGGGAAACUCAAGUACUGCAGGGGAUGUUUCAGACUCUUAAACUGUUGCUGUGGAUAGGUUACUUAAGGUGGAAGUUCAGAUUGGUUCCACCUUGGUCGUCGAGUGUGAAACAUGUUAGUGUUGAUAAGAGUUUUACAGUGGUGUGCUUUGACUUAAACUGGUUUUGAAACAAGUUGUUCUGUGAAGCUGAGGUCCAUAAUAAACUUGCAACAAUUAUUUGGAGAGAAGAAAGCUGGCACUUGUGCUCUGCGAUUAGAGAUUUAAGUACAACGAGUCAUAGCGGGACAAAAAUUCUUUUACGAAGGGGAGAAAAUCAUCUCAAAACUGUUAAAUCCAAUUUCCCAAUUAUGUUAUUGUUGGUGGUCUCGCUGGAGUGGAAAGGUACAACAAAUGGUGAUGCUCAGCUCAAUGGGGUGCUUCUGUGUAAUUCUGGUCAGGUUGAGACCUUUGAUGGCAAGACAGCAAGGUCAAUUUUCACUGAGUUCUCUGCUUCCACUCUUCUUAUAGAACUCACAAGUGAAGUCAAGAUUGGUUUUAAAGUGUGCACAGGGACAUUUAUUGGCCUUGCUAAAUUUCUGGAAUUCUCUAGUUCAUUUGUGUUUGAUAGAGGAAGAUAUUUUUCAAGUCAUGUGUGGGGUUUGGGGUACCAAUCAGUAAAGGGGAGUAUCUGGAAAGAAAUUAUGGUGCGAAAGGGAGUAAUUCAGGACAUACUUGUCAAUCAAUCCCAAGCAUGGUCUUCAGUGGCAAGUAUAUGUUGUGCUUUCAUUCGCAUAUGGGAUCCAGCAACCGCCGUAGGGAAUGUCCAUGAUGUAAUACAAGCUGAAAUUGGGGUGCAUUCCAAGUUGGCAACUGCUGCUUACAUUUGGCACGGUUAUACGAUGACGAUUAUGUUUAGUAGGGUAAUUCAUUUACAAUUGUGGAAAGUUGACUACAGACAACUAAGGGUCCCUUGUGCUAAUAACGACAAGAUAACAGUGCCACUAAGGACAGAGGUUGCAGUCUCCAUCAGGCUAGUUCCUCAAGGAAGGACUGGAACUUUUCAAGUAGACUACCGUAAUCACUGUGACAAAGAAGAGGACAUGCAAAUCCUUAGUUCUGCCUUAGCUGGAGUGAGCCACUUGGAUGGCGGGAAGUACAGACUAUUAGUGAUCCGCUACAGUUUAGACAGUGAGCAAGAGUUCUCGAUGCCAGCCAUUUCAUAUGCACCUGUGUUAUGUAUUUCAACAUCACGGUUCUUCUCACUGGAAUUUUUGUAGAGCAACUGUUACAGACGUCUGUACAGUAGGGCUGUAAAUGGAUACCCGAAUAUCCGCUAUCCGUUCGAGUUCGUUCGAAUCAUUCGGAUGUUAUCCGACUUAUCGGAUAUCGGUAUCGGUAACGGAUAAUCUUAUUGGAUAAUUACCUCUUAAUGAAACAAAUACGGUUGAGUUAGUAUCCGACGGAUAAUUAUCCGCAUCCGAUAGUGAGGGUAUAUAUGCAAUUUAGAUUUACCAUAUUGUAGUUUAGGGUUUUACUAAAAGAGAAAGAGUAGAGUCGUAGAUAUGAGUCUCAGAGCAGAUUUCUUCCACCGGCCACUGAAAACUUUUGAUUUUUUUCCAAUUCAUCAGCAUCUCCUCUUACAAAGCCAACCCAGGAUUGAAGUGAAGUUCUCUCCAACAAAGUUUUCUCUAUGGCACCAAUCUUUCAGAUAUUUGAGAAGGUGUAUUUACAAUAAGGUAUUCAAUCUUUCACUCGAAUCUCUUAAGUUAGGGUUUUGGAUUUUAUUGAAGUUGCGAUUUAGUGAUAAAGGAAGAAAUUAAAGAUUGGGUUUGGUGAUUUGAGGAUUAUACAUUGAUGUUUUGAACUAUAAUUAGUGAUAAAGUGAAGUUAGAUUUUAAAGAUAUGUUUUUAAGGAGGGGAUAGAAGAUAGAAGACGUAAUGGAAGUAGAAAAAAAGAAUUGGAGGAAGUCAUAGAUGUGUGAUAACUCACUGAUAAGAUCAACUGCCCAAGGACAAGGAAUUUCAACUUUUUAUAUAUUUGUUGUUGUUUUUUGAAUGAACAGCAGAACAGAUCCAUGUUUUUUCAGUUGUUCUUUACAUUUCUUUUUGUAAGAAAAAGAUCUGCAGACUGCAGUACUUGAAGUCUUUAUUCAAUAUUUCAACUGUUACCCAAAUUACUUCUUUAUUACUUACUUUUGAUUUAUUAUCGGAUU